CUGAUUCAAGUACCCGUCACCUACUUAGCUCUCGAGUUAGCCAACAAGCUCGCGUCUGACGAAGCAAUAUUCACGCCGACAACCGAAGUCCCCCGACCCCGCUUCAAAGACCGCCACCCACACACUGUGCUUCCUCUCCGCCCUUCCCAUGUCUUCUGCACCGUGGGACUAUAUUGCAAAGCUGGUAUGCAUAGGCGACUCCGGCUGCGGUAAAUCCUCGCUCACGAUACGCCUCUGCGAGGGGCGCUUCGUAACUCACCACGAUGUGACAAUCGGCGUGGAAUUCGGCUCGCGCAUUGUGCCCGUCGGACCACCAUACUCGACGACCUCCUGCACAACAAGCCCCUCGUCCUCGCAAUCGCCACCAGACGGCAAAGAGCCACCAGCCGCAAGCGGCCUCCCAGAACCGCCCACAAUCCAAGCAUCAUCUCAAAAGCACAUGAAACUCUCCCUCUGGGACACGGCAGGGCAAGAGACCUACAAGUCCGUCACACGGUCCUACUUCCGCGGCGCGUCGGGCGCCCUGCUCGUGUUCGAUCUUACGCGCAAGUCAACCUUCCAGCACGCCAUCGACUGGCUGAACGACCUGCGGCAGAUUGCGGAGCCCGACAUCGUGGUGGUGCUGGUGGGCAACAAGGCCGACUUGGCUUCGCCAGACGCAGUUGUAGAAGAAGACGCGGAUGACAGCAGGAGACCAGAAGCCCAAGCCCAAGCCCAAGCGCAAGAGGCAAAGGCAGGAGGAGGGCUCCGGGGGGGAAAUAAGAGGGAGGUAACGAGGCAAGAGGCGGAGGAAUGGGCGCGGCGGAACGGGGUCCUCGAAUAUGUCGAAACGAGCGCCAAGAGCGGGGAGAACGUCGAGAUGGCCUUCAUGCGGGUUGCGGAGAGGAUAUUCCAGAAUAUCCAGGCGGGGAAAUACGAUCUAAAUGACAGACGGUCUGGGGUUAAGGGUGCGAGUGCUGGAGGAGGAGUGCCAAGAGGAGGCGGUACGGUGAGGUUAAAGAGCCAAGCUGCUGCGGGGGGCUGUUGCUAAGAUUGUUGUACAAUACCUGUAUACCCUGAACGCUUCCUACUCAUUUCAAGAGGGGAAGGAAGGAACUACGCGCGCGAGGACACGAAUCGGGCGGCAUACUGCGAUGUAUCAAAUCCUUAGUUGUAAUGUGGCGAGCAAGCCGGUGAAUAAAUCAGUGCCGGUUCGAAGCAACAUACACAACGGAGAUUGGUGUGAAAUGCUUCGAGGAGAAAUGCGCUCUCAGACAGAAGGCAAAGUUGUGAGCACAGAGGCAGA
Molecule: messenger RNA, 1285 nt
Organism: Chaetomium strumarium
Lineage: Eukaryota; Fungi; Ascomycota; Sordariomycetes; Sordariales; Chaetomiaceae
Product: P-loop containing nucleoside triphosphate hydrolase protein
Exons: 1
Coding region: 149-1030 (293 amino acids)
Biological process (GO): vesicle-mediated transport
Cellular component (GO): Golgi apparatus
Molecular function (GO): GTPase activity; GTP binding
Source: RefSeq, a predicted model, not a curated record